Molecule: messenger RNA, 1308 nt
Organism: Ixodes scapularis (black-legged tick)
Lineage: Eukaryota; Metazoa; Arthropoda; Arachnida; Ixodida; Ixodidae
Gene: Pomp
Product: proteasome maturation protein
Exons: 6
Coding region: 83-502 (139 amino acids)
Biological process (GO): proteasome assembly
Cellular component (GO): nucleus; cytoplasm
Source: RefSeq, a predicted model, not a curated record
CUUCAGGCGGCGCCAGGAUCGCACUGGCAGCCAUCUUGAUUCAAAGCUGCUUGAUCACUCACUGCGUCGAAGUGCAGCACCGAUGGAUUUUCCGCCGCUCAGACCCACGACGUCUCAGUCCAAACCGACAACGCAGGAAAACGGAGCGUACGGCGUAAACGAUGUCAUGCUGAACGGAUUUUCAAGCGUGAAAAACAACAUUUCGGCGGUCCAUCCAUUGGAGUUGUCGGAACGAAACUACAAGGACAACAACCUCAAGAUACAGCUUGCCAUGGCGAGAUCAAUUCAAGGACUUCACGGUCCCAUCAAAUUGAUGGCGGAACGGAAGGCAGCAUCACAGGUGGGAAGACUGCCUUUCUUGCCGAGCUCCAACGUAAUGCUGGACGCGCUCGAAGGUGGCGACGAAACAAUCACGUUUGAGGACAUCUACAAUGAAGCUCUUGAAGGCGAAACCCUAAGACCCCCACACAUGGUCAUGGAGAAGCAUCUCAACAUGCUUUGAGGCGAGAAGAUUGAAGUCCCAAGUCGUUGCCCCUGCCUCCGCCAAGUCCCGUAAAUUUUGCAUGUUAACCGCAACAACAUUUGUCUGUGUGUAUCUCCAAGGUAAUAUUUUGCAGAAACAGCACAUGAUUAUGACUAGAAUUAUAAAAAAAAGAAAAGCCGAGCCAUCAAAGUGUUUUCAAACUCUAUUUACUUAAAAAGAGAAACAAACAAUAUAUCUGAUAGAUGCACAAGCACAGCGUAAGGCACUCGGUUACAUUCUCUCGUUACGUCGUACACUUAAUAAAUAGCAAAUAUAUUACAUGAAUUGUUGGAAUGACUAGGGUCAAGAGUUACAACAUAUUAUAGUGUUUCAUAAAAAAGAACUGGUGCCACAUAUUCACAUUGGCAAGGGGAGACAUUGAAGGAUGUAAAGCUAAAAUAAAAGCUAGCAUGUGCAAGGAUUAACACUGUGAACACAGCUACCCCGUCUGAAAACAGUAACCUUUAAGCAUCAUAAUUAUUUAGGAACAACUCCAAAAAGGCAGUCAUCGUCCCGCGAUGUGAACUCCCAUGCCUGUAAUAACUUCUCUUGUGCAACUAAAAUGGUUGUGUGUACGAUAAAAUGUGACUGAUUGUUUUCCAAAGGUAAAAAGUGCCACGUAAAACAUUGGAAGGAUACAUUGGCAACAGACAAUGAGCUGCUUAUAAAGCAACAAGUCAUCCAACCCUGCAACAUGUUAAAAGAGCAAAUAUACAUGCAAAUUGUACAGGAGGACCACAAAAGAAAACAUUAAAUUUGCCGGUAUUCGGAGUGAACAUGUCAAA